GCUCGCUAAAGACUGAGUAAGUGUCAUGUAGCGUAGCAUUGAUUCUUUAAUUUUGCAUGAGUAGAUGCUCGUUAAUGUUAUGUGUCAUGCAGGAUGGAUGGCCGGCAUGUGACUUCAAUGAGUAUAUUUAUGGUCCUAGAUCUCAUUGGCCGACAGAAGAGGAAGUGCGAGAAUUUGAGAGUGGGAAGAAGCCAUGGACAUGUACAACUACUCCUAGUCUUCGAUGCAAGUGUGGUAUUCUGGCCACAAAAGGCGUAGUUCCUUCUGAGCUUAGCUACGGAUAUUACUGUGGGAAUAGCUACGGAGAGUAUUGGGAGGGAAGGACAUGUGAUUGUGAGUGGUUCGAAGGCCGGUAUGAGCUAAUGUUGCAAUUGGGCAGAACAAAAGAGCCUCGGAAAUCUCGAGACACUUUAAAUAGAAAACUGAAGAUAAGGAAGGAUUACCAAGUUACUUUGCCCCUUGAGUCAUUUCUGUCACCCCUUGAGUCAUUUCUAUCCGGGCCUGUACUCCAAGACCUACGGCGUGAGUAUGAAAAGAAGGCAGUAGAAAAGGAGACUCUUGAGGAUUGCAUUGUUUAUUGGAGGAGGAACCGGAGCAAGUACCCACGGCCCCUCACAGAUAGGGAGCUUUUGGCAAAUUAUGAGAAGAAGGAGAAGGAGGAGGAGAUGGAGAGGCAGAGGUUAAGGGAGGAAAAAGCAAAGAAAGGUUUUACUGUUGAUCCGGAAGCUAAACACCCAAAGUGUUCAUGGGAAGAAUAUUUUCAGAAAUUGGAGGCUAAAAAGAGGAUGGAAAAAAUGGAAAAGAUGGAGAAUUUAGCUCAGGAGGCUCAGAUGGAGGCAAUGCAGGCCCUAGUUGCCGAUCUGCCACACAAGGUGCCCAACGUUGAGAAGGAUGUGUCAUCCGCGAGCACGGAGGUUUUGGGUGUUAGAGCUACUCAAAUGGAGGCAAUGAAGGCACUUGUAGGAGACUUACCUGCCCAGGAUCACCCGUCUGACAGGAAAGGAAAAGUAGUGGACACACCUGUAGUCGAUAACCAAGGGAAUAGUGCAGUGCAAGACAAAGGGAAGAGUGCUUCUGAGCAUGACCACGUUAUUGAUGAUGGAGAUGAUGACGAGUGGUGGUCAAUGAAUGCAUAUGAAGUAGAAGUCAUAGUGUCCCAAAUUGAGGUAAGAAAGGGGAAAGCUGUAGUCCAAGAUAAUGGAGAUGAUGAUGAUGAUGGUUGGGGAGAGCUUUUGAUUGAAGGCGACUCUGAUUAGCUUGUUUUAUUUAUAAUUGUAUGGACUCUAUAUAUGAUUGGACUAUGUGUGUGACAGACUUUUUUUAUUACGGGACUAUUUAUGUGCUUUACCUAUUCAUGUAGUUGUCGUAUGUGUAUGAGACUUUAUUUGUAGUUUCGAACAUUGUAUGGUUAUGAAAUUAGGAAUUUAUUUAGUUUGUAUCGUGUGCAAUUUAAUGA
Messenger RNA from Panicum virgatum (switchgrass), 1456 nucleotides. RefSeq lists its product as uncharacterized. The coding region runs from base 57 to 1256 and encodes 399 amino acids. NCBI's taxonomy places the organism in Eukaryota, Viridiplantae, Streptophyta, Magnoliopsida, Poales, Poaceae. The record is from RefSeq and is a predicted model, not a curated record. The transcript has 2 exons.